Messenger RNA from Nerophis lumbriciformis (worm pipefish), 1164 nucleotides. The record is from RefSeq and is a predicted model, not a curated record. NCBI's taxonomy places the organism in Eukaryota, Metazoa, Chordata, Actinopteri, Syngnathiformes, Syngnathidae.
AUGGCGAGCAUAGAAGAGAGAAGAGAGUGCGAGACGGAAUGCUGCAGCAAAGACGCCAAACUUCAGUGUCCCACGUGUAUCAAACUUGGCAUUCAAGGCUCCUAUUUCUGUUCCCAGGAAUGUUUCAAAGGGAGCUGGGCAUCUCACAAGUUGCUGCACAAAAAAGCAAAGGAGGACAAGCACCAGAAUGAAUGUAAGAACUGUGUGGAGAAAGACGUCAACACAGAUCCAUGGCCUGGCUACCGGUACACAGGGAAACUUCGCCCUUACUAUCCAUUGACACCUUUGCGGCCUGUACCCAGUGAAAUCCAAAGACCUGACUAUGCUGACCAUCCUAGAGGGAUGUCUGAAUCUGAGCAGUUUCUGAAGGGAUCAUCACAGAUCAAGAUCCUCCCUCCUGAGGACAUUGAAGCCAUGAGAGUGGUCUGCAAGCUGGCACGAGAAGUUCUGGAUAUCGCGGCUUUAAUGGUGAAACCCGGCGUUACAACAGAAGAAAUUGACCAUGCAGUACAUCUGGCUUGUAAUUCAAGGAACUGCUACCCUUCUCCUCUCAACUAUUAUAAUUUCCCCAAAUCCUGCUGCACAUCCGUCAACGAAGUUAUCUGCCAUGGAAUCCCAGACAGAAGACCGCUACAAGAUGGUGAUAUUCUUAAUGUGGACAUUACUGUCUACCACAAUGGUUUCCAUGGUGACCUCAAUGAGACCUUUUAUGUUGGAGAUGUGGAUGAAGGAGGAAAGAAACUAGUUCAGACUACAUAUGAAUGCCUUAUGCAAGCUAUUGACUCUGUGAAGCCUGGCAUCCGGUACAGAGAGCUUGGUAACAUAAUCCAGAAGCAUGCUCAGGCUAAUGGCUUCUCUGUGGUGCGGAGCUACUGCGGCCAUGGCAUCCACAGGCUUUUCCACACCGCUCCAAAUGUGCCGCAUUAUGCCAAAAACAAAGCCGUUGGUGUUAUGAAGCCAGGUCAUGUGUUUACCAUUGAACCCAUGAUAUGUGAAGGUGGCUGGCAAGAUGAGACCUGGCCCGACGGUUGGACAGCAGUCACUAGGGACGGGAAGCGCUCUGCCCAGUUUGAACACACACUUCUGGUCACGGAAACAGGCUGCGAGAUCCUUACCCGCCGCCUUGAAGACAAUGGUCAGGCUCAUUUUCUGAGCCAAGUGUAG